Molecule: messenger RNA, 877 nt
Organism: Ixodes scapularis (black-legged tick)
Lineage: Eukaryota; Metazoa; Arthropoda; Arachnida; Ixodida; Ixodidae
Product: copper homeostasis protein cutC homolog
Exons: 9
Coding region: 76-804 (242 amino acids)
Molecular function (GO): copper ion binding
Source: RefSeq, a predicted model, not a curated record
UGCGUCGUCAGUUUCGUUCCGCAGUUUCAACUGGCAUGAAAAUCGUGUGGGCCUCAAAGUGGUGCUUCCGUUUUUAUGCCGCAGGCCAUGCAGUGUCCGCAAGUGGAGGUGGAGAUCUGCGUCGAUGGCGUGGGUUCAGCCCGCAAUGCUGCUGCUGGGGGAGCUUCUAGACUGGAGCUGUGUGCAGGCUUGGCACUGGGGGGUCUCUCGCCUAGCUUAGGCACUCUAGUAACCAUCAAGGCUCUCGUCAAGCUGCCCGUGUUUGUGUUGGUGCGACCACGUGCUGGUGACUUCUGCUACAGCUGCGACGAGGUGGACCUCAUGGAAAAAGAUGUGACCUUGUUUCGGGAGCAUGGGGCUGACGGCAUUGUGCUGGGAGCACUGACCAGAGAUGGGGACGUCGACAAAGACAUCUGCCAGCGCCUCAUUGCUGCUGCCAAGCCCCUUCCUGUCACCUUCCACCGAGCCUUUGACUUGGCGGCCAAGCCUCUGGAGGCCCUCGAAGACAUUGUGGCUCUCGGCUGCUGCCGUCUGCUGACCAGUGGCCAGGCGAGCAGCGUGGACCAAGGCCUGCCCUUGCUGCAAAAGUUGGCUGAGCAGUGGACGCUUGCCCAGCACUGCCGACGUCCUCCGUCACCCAGGGGGCGGCGUGCGCGAGGACAACCUGGCGGCCCUGCUGCGCGCCACCGGAGUCCGGGCCGUGCACGCAUCGGCAAGCCGGCCCGCGGUCCCGGCCCAGGGUACCCGGGCCCUCUCGCUGGGCUCUGCCAGCCAGGACCAGUCGUGGUUGGAGUGCAGCGUUGACCGGGUGCGCCAGCUCGUCGUCAUUGCGGCCGAGUUUACGCCGUCUCAGUAAAGGAAAAACUCGUUUUGGAAA